GAUACGCUCUUUUCACAUGACCAUGUGUGGUGUAGAAUAGAGAACAGAGCAGAAGAACACCUAUUGCAAGAUGAAAUAGUCUCGACGGUGGUCAGACCAUCCGCGAAUGUGAGUUAUACUGUUGUAGCAAAGCAGACAAUCGCGAUGAAGCAUUUUCUGAGGUUUGACCGCAAAUUCAUUUCAUGCCGAUGGGGAGGCGAGUCUAUCCUGUGAGCAGUAACUCUCAACAUAAUCAACAACCGGAUUCAAACAGGGUACUGACCCAGUUACUGCUGUUGCUUUACUGUAAGUGUUUGUGGCGGGGCCUGAAGUUUGUCAUCAGGAAGGUGACAGGACGAUGUGAGCUUCAAUGGAUCUGUUACAAUAACAAACCUGGUGCUCGAAGGACCCUCAAGAUCGAAUCCUCACUCAAAUGCUCUAAACAUGAGCUUUUGCAGUCUGCCAUCAGCGUUCACCCAGAUUCCGUAGAAAAGACUAUCGAUGAUAUAAUGUCCCUGAAAAAGAUCAACCUUGACACUAACCCACAGCUUGGCAUCUCUCUCCAGGCUUGCCUGCUUCAGAUCGUGGGUUACCGCAACCUAGUAGUGGAGGUGGAGAAGCUGCGUAGAGAGCCGUAUGACUGUGAAAACCCAGCACAUGAGGAGAUGCUCGUGAAGCUGUGGAAGGAGCUCCGUCCUGAUUCUCCUCUCUCUGGGCGCAUCUCAAAGCAAUGGUGUGAGAUUGGUUUCCAAGGAAACGACCCCAAGACUGAUUUCAGGGGCAUGGGUCUCCUGGGCUUGCACAACCUACUGUAUUUUGCAGAGCAUGACAAAGCCACCGCUCUCCAAGUUCUUCAUGACUCCCUGCAGCCCAAACACAGGAACGUUCCCAAAGAGGAAGCCAGCAAGAUGAGCAAAGCUGAGUGGGACAAGAAGAAAUUUGACAAAGCGAUUGGAUACUCCUUUGCCAUAGUUGGCAUAAACAUCACAGACCUGGCAUAUUCCCUGCUAGUGAGCGGGGCUCUGAAGACUCAUCUGUACAAUGUGGCACCAGAGAUGCCAAGUCUAGUGCACUUCCAACAGACCUUCUGUUAUCUGAUGCAGGAGUUCCACAGGUUCUGGAUCGAGGAAGAUCCAUGUGACAUCAUGGAGUUCAAUCGCGUGCGCACCAAGUUCCACAAGCGCAUCCUGAAGCAGCUGAAGAACCCUGACAUGGCACUGUGUCCUCACUUCACUGCCUCUGACCUUCACCUGGUCAACCUGUAGCUUUUCAUUCAUCUCAACUCUUGUGACCUUUCACCAUCUCAUCCUUAAAGCCCAUGUCUCAUUACUGCCAACUGCUUAACCCGUCUCUUUCUCACGUAUUCUCACACCAAUGUCUCCUUCGGCCCAUCCGACCAGAAGUAACUGAAGAUCACCAGCACUGCUGCAGACCAUGUUGAUUGUAUGUGCGCAUGGCAACAGUGCUUUCACACUGAUUGUGAUAUUUACAGCUAUCUGAAUGUGGAUGGGAGAGACAUCUCUCCCGAUAGGACAGGGCUCCCUAUCCACCAGUAGGUAGAGCUGUUGGUACAUAUUAGGUAAGACACUGAGCUUGUGAGAGUUUCUACCCACAUUCACCGCACUAGGCUGCACUGAUACCAGGCACACUUAGAAACAAAUGGCCAUUGUUUGUAUACACUAUCAUAUACUUUCAGAGCUGUUAUAUUAAAGAUAACCUUUGUUUAAUUAUUGUAAGUCUUUUAAAGGAAUAUUCAAGGUUCAGUACAAGUUAAGCUCAAUCAACAGUACUUUUGGUAUAAUGUUGAUU
This is a messenger RNA of Sinocyclocheilus anshuiensis, 1788 nucleotides long. RefSeq names its product ELMO domain-containing protein 1-like. The transcript is spliced from 13 exons. The coding region runs from base 183 to 1244 and encodes 353 amino acids. Gene Ontology annotation, molecular function: GTPase activator activity. NCBI's taxonomy places the organism in Eukaryota, Metazoa, Chordata, Actinopteri, Cypriniformes, Cyprinidae. The record is from RefSeq and is a predicted model, not a curated record.